Molecule: messenger RNA, 605 nt
Organism: Daucus carota subsp. sativus
Lineage: Eukaryota; Viridiplantae; Streptophyta; Magnoliopsida; Apiales; Apiaceae
Product: histone H3.2
Exons: 1
Coding region: 82-492 (136 amino acids)
Cellular component (GO): nucleosome; nucleus
Molecular function (GO): protein heterodimerization activity; DNA binding; structural constituent of chromatin
Source: RefSeq, a predicted model, not a curated record
CCUCAGCUCAACUCAUCUCAUCCAAUUCACAACAACCUAUACACACAAACGAAUAUAUAUCUGUAUCUUAGUUGUAUUGUAAUGGCACGAACAAAGCAAACAGCGAGAAAAUCGACGGGAGGAAAGGCCCCGAGGAAGCAGCUGGCGACAAAAGCGGCGAGAAAGUCGGCACCGGCAACCGGAGGAGUGAAGAAGCCCCACAGAUUCAGGCCAGGGACGGUGGCGUUGCGAGAGAUCAGGAAGUACCAGAAGAGCACUGAGCUUUUGAUCCGGAAGCUCCCGUUCCAGAGGCUUGUGAGGGAAAUUGCUCAGGAUUUCAAGACGGAUUUGAGGUUCCAGAGCUCUGCUGUGGCGGCGCUUCAGGAAGCGGCGGAGGCGUAUUUGGUGGGGUUGUUUGAGGAUACUAAUCUGUGCGCUAUUCAUGCGAAGAGGGUGACUAUUAUGCCCAAAGAUAUUCAGCUUGCUAGGAGGAUUCGUGGAGAGAGGGCUUAGAAGAUUGUUGUUUGGGGAAUUUAGCUUAUGGUUUAUGUUUUUCAGUUGGAGUUUAGUCUCAUGUAUAUCUUGAUGAUGUUUUAACCAUGAAUCAGAAAUUAUGUUUUGCCUAA